Messenger RNA from Saprolegnia diclina VS20, 1684 nucleotides. RefSeq lists its product as hypothetical. Gene Ontology annotation, molecular function: misfolded protein binding; heat shock protein binding; ATP hydrolysis activity. The annotation marks the transcript as partial. The record is from RefSeq and is a predicted model, not a curated record. Lineage: Eukaryota; Oomycota; Saprolegniomycetes; Saprolegniales; Saprolegniaceae. The transcript has 7 exons. Gene Ontology annotation, cellular component: mitochondrion; cytoplasm. Gene Ontology annotation, biological process: protein refolding; cellular response to unfolded protein.
UGCACGCCAACCACGUCAAGAUUGUCAACCACAGCACUGGCGACGCGAAGGCCAAGACGCUGCCGUCCGUCGUCUCAUUCCCGUCAACAGGCGCACCAGCUGUGGGCUUUGUCGCCGUAGCCGCCGAAGCCUCUGAUGCGGAUGUUGUUACAGUGCGCAGUGCCAAGCGCCUAUUAGGGCAGUCGCUCGCCGACGCAUUGCCGGACCAAAAGUACCUCUCGUACAAACUCUGCGAGGGCGAAAGCGGCCACGUGUCGAUCGCGCUACCGGCGCGCAAGACGAGCGUGACGCCGUCCGAGGUCGCGGCGUUGCUGCUCUCGGAGCUCAAGAAGGCCGCCGAAGCCAAGCUGAACGAACGCAUCGCCAACUGCGUGCUCACGGUGCCCGCGUACUUUACCGAGCCGCAGCGCCAAGCGACGCUCGAGGCGGCCGCCAUGGCUGGCUUUUCUGCUGUCCGACUCCUGAACGAACCCACGGCAGCCGCCAUGGCCUACGGGCUCUUUGUGGCGGGCACGAAGCGCGUCGUGGUCUUCGACUUUGGCGGCGGCACACUCGACGUCUCGGUGCUGCACAUUGCUGAUGGCACGUUCACGGUCGAGGGCGUUGGGGGUGACACGCACCUCGGUGGCGAAGACAUUAACAACAUUGUCUUUGACCACGUGCUGCAGUCGAUCGCCAAGAAGCACGGGCCGUUGGCGCUGCCGUUGGCGACGCCCGACAUGGUGCAGCUCCAGCGCGCAGUCGAAGCGGCCAAAAUCGCACUUUCGACUGAUGACGAGACCGUACUUCGACUGACGAACGUCGGGCACGUGGCGCUGCACGAGAUGACGCUCACGCGCCGCAAGCUGGACGCGCUCUGCGACCCGCUCUUCAAAAAGUGCUUGCGCAUCACGCGCGAGGUGCUCAAGGCGAUCGACGUCGACCCGAGCGACGUCAACGAAGUCGUUCUUGUCGGUGGCUCGACGCGCAUCCCGGCGAUCCGAGCGCGUCUUCGCGCCUUCUUCAACGACAAGGAAUUGUGCACGUCGGUCAACGCCGACGAGGUUGUGGCCGAAGGUGCUGCGAUCCAGGCUGCGAUUCUCAGCGGCGUCGACAAGAAAGUCUUCCAGGACGUGCUCAUGCUUGAUGUGAUCCCGAUGAGCAUCGGCAUUGAAAAGGCGGACGGAGCGAUGGAAGUGCUCAUUCCGAAGAACUCGCGGAUUCCCGUGUCCGUGACCAAGUACUUUGACACGGCGGUCGACGACCAAGCUGGUUUUACGAUCGAGGUGUUUGAGGGCGAGUCGCCUGUGGCGCGCGAGAACACGUACCUGACGUACUUUGACUUUGUGCUGCCGCGCAAGACCCGGGGCAAGGCCGGGUCGAUCCAGCACCCAGUGACGCUGAGCAUGAACGCCAACGGCCUCCUCCAGGUCAAGGCCGGCAUCCUCCACGAUGAAGCCGUCGACGCCGAAGACGCGAGCGAGGCGCAGCGCUCGAUGCUCGUCCUCUGCGUCUACAUGGGCUGCCUCAUCGCCGUCUACGUGUUUGUCCGCAUCUACUUUGCCGACCAGCGGCUCUGGUACACGGACGAGUACGCUUCGGCCUCGGACGACUUGUAGUUUCUGAUGAAUACUAAAAUGUAGUAGCAUGAUAGUAUGGCCAAUGGUACAGUCGUUGUUAAUCGAUAACUUAGUUUCUUUUGCAA